AUGACGCGGCGGCUCAUCGCCUCCGGCCAGCGGCCGGCGACCGUCGGCACCUUUUUCUCGCUCGGCCACAGCACCAUUGUCAUUGUCACCUGCGUCGUGGUCGCGGCGACGAGUGGCGCGCUGCGCGACCGCUUCGACGGCUUCACGCGCAUCGGCAAUAUUGUCGGCACGUCAGUUAGCGCCGCGUUUCUGAUUGUGCUGUGCAUAGGCAACGGAUGGGUGCUCUACAAGCUCGUCAGGCGGCUGCAGCAGGUUCUGGCCGAGAGGCGCCGUGCGGAGGAAAUGGGAGAGUAUGGCGCGCCCGUGACCGAGUACGAUGCCGAGGCGACGGCCAGCGGGCAGUUUAAUCUUGAGGGUGCCGGCUUCAUGGGCAGGGUACUGGGUUUUCUCUUCAGAGCCAUCGAUAGGCCGUGGAAAAUGUACCCUUUAGGUGUCGUCUUUGGUCUCGGCUUUGACACGAGCUCUGAGAUUGCCAUUCUCGGAAUCGCCAGCAUUCAAGCUGUUCAGGGAACCAGCAUCUGGUUAAUUCUCAUUUUCCCCAUCUUAUUCACCUCCGGCAUGUGUCUAGUGGAUACUACAGACGGUGCACUCAUGAUGGCUCUGUACACGUCCAAGGCAUUCUCACGAGACGUCGUCGCCAUCUUGUACUACUCCAUCGUACUCACCGGCAUUACCGUCGUCGUAUCUGCUUUUAUCGGCAUUAUCCAGGUGCUGUCACUUGUCCAAAAUGUUGCCGAGCCCGAAGGGCGUUUUUGGGACGGCGUCUCCGCCAUAGGCGACAACUUUGAAAUAGUCGGUGGCAGUAUUGUCGGCGUAUUCGUCGUCGUAGGACUAGGAUCCAUUCUCAUCUAUCGACCUUGGAGACGGCGCAUGGAGCGUAAACGCCAAGGACUAGCCGCUUCUGCCGAUGCUAGAGCGAGAUAUGUUGAUGGUCCCGAGACACCACUUUCGCAAGAAGAAGAAGCAACGCCUCGUCAUCUAAUGGACUGA
This is a messenger RNA of Beauveria bassiana ARSEF 2860, 990 nucleotides long. Its product is annotated as Ni2+-Co2+ transporter transition metal uptake transporter. The record is from RefSeq and is a predicted model, not a curated record. The transcript has 2 exons. Bases 1 to 990 code for a protein of 329 amino acids. Gene Ontology annotation, cellular component: plasma membrane. Lineage: Eukaryota; Fungi; Ascomycota; Sordariomycetes; Hypocreales; Cordycipitaceae. Gene Ontology annotation, biological process: nickel cation transmembrane transport. Gene Ontology annotation, molecular function: nickel cation transmembrane transporter activity.